AUGACUGCAGAAUCGUACAGCACAGCUAACGCCAAUGGCUUACGUUCGCCUGAUGGCCGGCCAAUGCAGCAAUUUCUGGUUGACACUAGGCUCUCUGCAAGAAAGAAGCUCCUCGCUUUGAGUCUCGAGCAAAAGGUUUCACUCCUCACCGCGGCAGAUUUUUGGAGGACAAACGCCAUACCCGAACACGGCAUCCCAGCUAUCAAGACUUCGGACGGUCCAAAUGGAGCUCGAGGCGCUAUGUUCAUUGGCGGCACCAAGGCCGCUCUGUUUCCUUGCGGGACCUCUUUGGCUGCCACUUGGAACAAAUCUCUUUUACGCACCAUUGGAGAGCAUUUGGCAGCAGAGGCUAAGGCCAGGUCAGCAGACUUGUUGCUUGCACCAACCGUGUGCAUGCAUCGUCACCCCCUUGGCGGCCGGAAUUUUGAGUCGUUCUCUGAAGACCCUCUCCUGACAGGAAAACUGGCUGCGCAGUACAUUCAAGGUCUCCAAGAAAAUGGUAUUGCCGCUUCAAUUAAGCACUUUGUUGGCAAUGAAGUGGAAACAGACAGGAUGAGUAGAGACUCAAUCAUCUCAGAGAGAGCCUUGCGUGAAGUAUAUCUCCGUCCCUUUGAGAUUGCCAUUCGGGAAGCACAGCCUUGGACAGUCAUGUCUUCAUACAACCUCGUCAAUGGUGUUCAUGCUGAUAUGAACUACAAAACGCUCAAACAUAUCCUACGAGGAGAAUGGGCCUACGAUGGAACUGUCAUUUCGGACUGGAGCGGCAUCAAUUCAACUGUCGAAUCCGUACGAGCGGGUUGUGACAUUGAGUUUCCACACUCAACGAAGUGGCGAUUUGACAAGCUUGUUGAGGCCGUGAAUGAGCAUCGAAUUGUUGAGCGCGUUAAACCAAGUGCGGACAUGUCGCCCGAGCGGCCUGAGCAGGAAGAGGAUCGUCAAGAAACGCGCCAACUUAUUCGUACGGCAGGACACGAAGGGCUUACGCUACUCAAGAAUGACGGAAUACUUCCAAUCUGCCCCAAGACGACAAAGAUUGCGGUUAUUGGACCCAAUGCCAAUCGCGCAAGUGCCAACGGAGGCGGCAGUGCCAGUCUAAAUCCGUACUACACAACCCUACCUCUAGACAGCAUCCGUCAGGUAGCUGGAGAGGUGAAAUUUGCUCAAGGCUGCUCGAUCCACAAGUGGUUACCAGUGGCUUCCAAAUAUUGCACGAAUAGCGCUGGCAACGUUGGCGUCGACAUUGACUGGUACGCUGGCGAUAGGUUUCACGGCGAACCUGUGGUUACUCAGCAACGCAACCAUACAGACUUGUUCCUCUGGGACUCAGCGCCGAUUGACAAAGUCGGUCUAGAGUGGUCAGCCAUCGUAAAGACCUCUCUAACGCCCACAGCAUCUGGCAAACAUUCCAUCAGCUUCAUGAGCGUUGGCCCUGGUAAACUAUAUGUCGAUGGUCAGCUCGCGCUCAACUUAUGGGAUUGGGCUGAUGAGGGAGCAACCAUGUUUGAAGGAUCAAUGAAUUAUAUCAUCGAUGUUGAAAUGCAGGCAUCCAAGCCGGUGCAACUUAUGGUCGAGAUGACAAACGAGCUACGCCCGCUAGCCAAGCAAAAGCAGCUCGGCGUUACCCAUAAGUUCGGCGGCUGUAGAAUCGGCUUUAAGCAACAGGAUAAGGGUGACUCCAUCCAAGAAGCUGUUGCAAUAGCCCGGGCUGCAGACGUUGCCAUUGUCGUUGUUGGGCUCGAUGCCGAGUGGGAAUCAGAGGGCUACGAUCGUGAUUCAAUGGAUCUAUCCGGUGAGCAAGACGCACUCAUCAAGGCAGUAGCUGCGGCCAAUCCUCGUACAGUGGUAGUCAACCAGUCUGGAAGUCCUGUUUCCAUGCCCUGGGUCGAUGAGGUGGGAGCCAUCAUCCAGGCCUGGUAUCAGGGCCAAGAAGCGGGCAAUGCGUUGGCGGAUGUGCUUUUUGGGCUGGUCUGCCCCAGUGGUAAACUUCCUACUACUUUCCCACGACGCAUAGAAGAUACUCCGGCAUGGCCCACCUGGCCUGGAGAGAAUCUCCGUGCCGUGUACGCAGAGGGUUUGUAUGUUGGGUACAAGCACUACGACCAGAACCGUAUUGAGCCACUAUUUCCAUUCGGCCAUGGCCUGUCUUAUACGAAAUUUGAGCUGAGCAUCACGAAUACUGGCGCAGUAGCAGGAGCAGAAACUGUACAAUUUUACGUCCGAGACGAGAGCAGUCGAUUUCCACGACCUAUCAAAGAGCUUGUAGCGUUCGAAAAGGUGUUCCUAGAGCCGGAUCAAACUGCAUCAGUCAUCGUUAAUCUGGACAAAUACUCCGUUGGGUAUUACGACGACAGCAUUUCCGAAUGGAUCGCCGAGAAGGGUGCGUUUGAGGUUAUGAUUGGAGCGUCCAGCGCUGAUAUAAGGCAUCGGGCUUGUAUUCGAGUUGACGAAGAUUUCACUUGGCUGUUCUAA
Molecule: messenger RNA, 2469 nt
Organism: Trichoderma breve
Lineage: Eukaryota; Fungi; Ascomycota; Sordariomycetes; Hypocreales; Hypocreaceae
Product: fibronectin type III-like domain-containing protein
Exons: 9
Coding region: 1-2469 (822 amino acids)
Biological process (GO): glucan catabolic process
Molecular function (GO): beta-glucosidase activity
Source: RefSeq, a predicted model, not a curated record